Messenger RNA from Salvia hispanica, 513 nucleotides. RefSeq names its product heavy metal-associated isoprenylated plant protein 46-like. Gene Ontology annotation, molecular function: metal ion binding. NCBI's taxonomy places the organism in Eukaryota, Viridiplantae, Streptophyta, Magnoliopsida, Lamiales, Lamiaceae. The record is from RefSeq and is a predicted model, not a curated record.
UGACGGUAAAAUUCUUUCAAUUUCUCUUCACUCAAUUCUUAGGCCAAGAUUUUUCUUCACCAAUGUGUUGAUUUAUGAGUGUUAAUUUGCAGAAAAAGAUUGUGAUUGGAAUCUCACUUUGUAAUGAUAAAUGUCGAUCCAAAGCUCUCCAAAUUGUUGUCAGCAUACCAGGAGUUCAAUCGGCGGAGAUUGUGCGCGGAGGCAGGGAGCGCGUGGUGGUGGUUGGCGACGUCGACUCAGUGGAGCUGACGCGGCGGCUGAGGAAAAAGAUGGGUCAUGCUGAGCUGAUGAGUGUUACCGACACCGCCACCGACAAGCCGACAGCGCCGCCGCCGACACCGGCGACGGCGCCGCCGUAUUAUGGUAGUCCACAUUACCAUCACUAUGAAGUUAGGGAGCCGGUGUGUGACACCCGCCCCUGUUUUAUUCUCUAGUUUUUAAUGAAUUUGAUUGAUUUGUUUUAUGUAAAGAAAUCAAAGUUAGAAAUUGAUUUGUUUUAUGUAAAGAAAUCAA